AAAAAAAAAAAGAAAAAAGAAAAACGAGAAAUUGUGCCGAACAUGUACAAAAGUCUUUCGAGUGUCACGUGGAGUACAUCCAACCUGUUGAAAGCAUGGACGUUCGGUUGGAUGAGGUCGAGGAUGGGAUCCUGUGACAAAGACGCAGAAAUGGUUGCACCUAAAGAGGAGGUGAUCAGAUUUACAUCCGACAGCCUGUUCAAGGUUGGAGUGUCGCGUGAGGAUAGCUAUGUUAUCGGUCAUCAUUUGAUGACCGCUGACUAUCGUGGCCAUUUCAGUCACGGGAUGAACAGAAUGCCAAUGUACGUGCAGGAUAUUAAGGAUGGGAUGACCGAUCCAUGCGCGAAGCCACAGAUUGUUACGGAUUGUCAGGCGAUAGCGUUGGUCAACGGGAACAACGGCCUAGGCCAGGUGAUCGGUAAAUUCUGCAUGGAACUAGCGAUGAAAAAGGCUAAGAAAUUCGGUAUCGGGAUGGUCUCAGCUCGUGGUUCCAAUCAUUACGGCAUCUGCGGUUACUAUGCGAAAAUGGCCAUCAAACAAGAUCUCAUAGGCUUCACCUGUACCAACACCAGCCCUUUAAUGGCCCCGACUCGUAGCAAAGUGGCAGCUUUAGGCACGAAUUCAAUGGCUCUGGGAAUGGGCGGCUUAGGCGACGAUGAGUACGUGUUGGACAUGGCCACGACAGCCGUUGCUGUGGGCAAGAUCGAGCUGGCUAUCAGAAAGAAGGAACCGAUUCCCGAAAGCUGGGCGCUUGGAAUGGACGGCAAAGUAACCACGAACGCCGAGGAAGCGUUCAAAGCUGGCCGUUUGUUGCCUCUUGGCGGAGUGGAGACGAAUAGCGGCUACAAAGGUUAUGGAUUGGGCCUAAUGGUCGAGGUUCUUUGCGGAAUUCUAUCUGGGAGUGAAUUCGGUCCCAAUAUCAGACACUGGAAAACCAAGGACAAGAUUGCUAAUCUUGGUCAUUGCUUCAUGGCUAUAAAUCCGCAAGCUUUCAACUGUGGAUCGAAGGAGAGAUUGAGCAGAUUGUUGAAACAGCUGAGAGAUUUGCCUCCCGUGGACGAGAACAAGCCAGUUAUGAUUGCCGGGGAUAUAGAGAACCAAGCGAUGGAUAGAGUGGAUAGAGAGGGUGGCAUUACGUAUCAUCCCAAUCAGCUAAAGGCGUGCGAAGAAUUUGCAAAAGAUAUGGGAAUCGAACCUUUGAAACUUGUUCCAAAAAAUGUUAAUUAAAGGUUAAUCAGGAAGUUAGUUCUCUCUAUUAAGUAUUUGGUUUCUUGAAGGAUUGCCUUUAAGUGGAUUUUAGUUGAAUUCUUUUAUAUUUGCUGAUUUGAUAGACGUUUAUUUCGUGUUGUUAAUAUUAUGCGAGGGUGAUUCGAUAAUUACAAAAUUUAUUAAAAUAACAAUAGAACGUCUCAGUCAAACGUGUGUUUGGCAAUGCGUCUGGCAUUUUUGUAUCAAGCUUCAAGUUUUUAUUAUAUCAUUAGAGAAAAAUGUCCUUUAUCAAGAAGACUGCCAUGUAUGCGCUACUUCUUUCAAUUUUUUAUUCUGUUUUAUCUUCAUGUGUGAUACUUGUGCGACGAUUCUUGAACUUAUCUGUCCACUUAUCCGUCCACGUUAUCGAAGAAAAAUAUUAUUCUCAUAUUACAUUGAAUUAAUAAUUAUAUAAAUAUAUUUAGUAUAUUAAAUAUAUAAAUGUGUAUAAUUGUGUUCAAUUUAUAGAAACAUAGGAUCUGUUGAAUAUAUAAAUACAAUACAAUAUAAAUAAAUAAUUUAACAAAUUUACCAAUGGCACGUUCUUUGAUACAAACAUAAAGUGAUCCAGCCAUUGUCAUAAAAAAAAGAUAGCUAGUUAAAAAGUCGUGAUAAAGCAUUUAUUGCUACAACUAAUAUAAUAAAAAGUAUGACUAAAUUACGAGUAAUUAUUAUUAUUAUAAUCACUCUCGUAUAUUGACAUAAAAGAAUCUAUCAAUGAAGGAUCUAUAAUAAAAUUGUGGACACUGUUUAUAUAUACUGUAUAAUAUAUCAUAAACAUUUAUACACUGCGGAUGUUGAUGCAUUUUUUUAUUUUUAUGAAGAUAAUUGAGGAAAUGGAAUCCAAGUAGAAAAUAAAUCUUUCAUAUUAAAUAUUGCGAAAAGCAUUGUACUUUGCACAAAAUCUUUCAUCAAUGCAUAAAAAUCAUAAUUCUUACAUAUCAUAUUAUCUUUUACUGUGCUAUAUAUAUUCCACAAUUCGAAAGAAUCUAAACUACUUUCUAACAAUUUGGUGAUUUCGGUAUUUUUCUAACAUUUUACUCCUAUUCUUGUGAUAUACAUGUACAUAAACGAGAAAAGCUCACACACAUGUUAUAUCUUUCCAUGAUAUUGUAAACAUUUGAAUUUUUCUACUUAACAGAAAAGAAACGAAACGAAUGUAUCAUCACCGAUGCUUUCAAUUACACCUUCACGCUGUAUCAUCGCAAUUAUUUAUUACCCUAAUCUCGGUGCAACGAUCGAAUCUCGCCGAACUAAUAACACGUUUCUUUUCGUACAGUGUUUACACGCGACGAGUUCGCGUGUACGUUUCGUCGAUUUAAUGGAAACGAUGCUCACGAUGACAUAACCAUCCUUGUGGUCUCAUUGUUGGUCAAUGAUGAUGAUGAUGAUGAUGAUGAUGAUCACGACGACAAUGGCCUUGGACUUGCUCGCGUGUUCUCGAUUGCACUCAUUACCGAUCGAAACGCGCGAUCAUCGGUAUCGAUUCACCGGUAGACAACAAACGAGACAUUUGCAUAAUCGAUCGACGAGAGGUGGGAACGAUCGAUCGAUGCUUGCAGAUUCAUUAGAUUGUACGCUUCGUUGGUGAUCGUGGAGAAAUGUUGGAGGGACAUUAGCUGAAGAUCACGUGCGUCUGCGUUAGUCGCAGAAGCGCGAUCAAAGAAAUUCGAUCUUGCAAAGGCUGUGAAAUCUCGUGACAGCGUGUAAUUAUUUUUCGCAAGGACGUGUUUAAUACCACUAACUAAGAUUGGCUUCGUUAUUUUUCGACGUGGGGAAUUAAGUUUAAGACGUAUCCGAUGAAUGCGGCUGACACAGAUAUCCAAAUGAUUAAAGUCGAACUAUCCGAGUUCAAAUUUAUCAGUGGAAAUGAUCCUUCAAGUUUUUAUUGACUAAUUUAAUUUCAAAUAUAAUUCACGUAGGUUGGAAUUUUGUGCGUUUGAAAAUACAGAGACGCACGCAAUACGUAAAAUUGUAUAAAAUAUCGAGGAUAGAAUUUAUUCAUAAUAAUAUUUAUAAAUGAAACAAACGUCUGUCUAUUUAAUUAUAUUCAUAAUGAUAUGAAAAUUCAUAAAAAUUCG
Molecule: messenger RNA, 3329 nt
Organism: Heterotrigona itama
Lineage: Eukaryota; Metazoa; Arthropoda; Insecta; Hymenoptera; Apidae
Source: the annotation of a GenBank genome assembly